AUGCCCAAUUCCAUAGGCGACUACUGCGAUGUGUACCUCACGCACGAUUCGAUGAGUGUGCGCAAGGCGCAUAACUCCGGACGAAAUCACCUGAGGAACGUGUUGGAAUACUACCAGCAAAUCGGUCAAGAAAAGGCCCAAUCCGUCAUCGACUCCAUCACCUCGUCCUACGCCGCUGAAGGUCAAGCCGUGCCGAACCCUGCCAUGGCUCCCCCGGGUGCUUUCCCUCCUCCCCCGUUCGCCUUUCCUCCCGGUGGUCCAGGUCAAUUCCCUCCUCCUCUUCCUUUCGGAAUGCCCCCUCCCGGCGCACCAGGUGGUGCCCCCGGCAUGCCUCCUCCCCCCGGCGCUCGCGGCCUCCCCUUCCCUCCUCCCUUCCCCGCUGCAUCCGGCGCUGCUCCUCCCGGCUCUCUCCCCCCGCCUCCUCUCCCCAACAUGCCCCCAGGCCAAGGCUUCCUCCCCCCUCCCGGCGGCUUCCCUCCCAGCUUCCAGACCCCUCCGCCAGGCGCCCCCGGUUUCCCGCCCAUGCCAGGAUCCGGGAUGGGUGGUCCGCCCGGCCCUGCGGAUGGAUAUGCGCCUCCUGGUGCAGGACCGGGUGGUCUUCCCGGGCCGCCUCCUGGGUUGGGAGAUUCGCGAUGA
This is a messenger RNA of Aspergillus melleus, 636 nucleotides long. RefSeq names its product putative U1 snRNP complex component Yhc1 (gene YHC1). The transcript is spliced from 4 exons. Gene Ontology annotation, molecular function: pre-mRNA 5'-splice site binding; zinc ion binding. The record is from RefSeq and is a predicted model, not a curated record. Gene Ontology annotation, biological process: mRNA 5'-splice site recognition; mRNA splicing, via spliceosome; spliceosomal snRNP assembly. The coding region runs from base 1 to 636 and encodes 211 amino acids. Gene Ontology annotation, cellular component: nucleus; U1 snRNP. Lineage: Eukaryota; Fungi; Ascomycota; Eurotiomycetes; Eurotiales; Aspergillaceae.